AUGUGGCUGGUCUUGACGGCGCCCGUGGCUGCCUUGGCCGCAGCCGCCGCCCCCGCAGCCUCAGUCUUGGCGCCGGUCCCACUCGCGCCGCCCCCGGCAGCCGGGGCCUUGGCUUCGGCGGCCGCUUUCGACGCCAGCAGCUUCUUGACUAGCGAGGCGCUGUCGACGCGCGGGCCCUGGCCGCCCUCGGUGUCUGCAUCGCCGGCGUUGCCGCCACCGGAGGAAGAUGUCGGGUUCCCAGAGGCCUUGCCGGGGGCCUCCGCCGUCGUCGCUGCCGCCGCCGGCUUGGCGGUGGAGGCAGCCGGGCCGAGCGGUGGCGCCGCCCUGCCGGAGGCCACGGAGAGGCUGGCGGCGGGCUUGUCGCUCUCGCCACCAGCGCGCUAG
Messenger RNA from Schistocerca cancellata (South American locust), 384 nucleotides. RefSeq names its product atherin-like. NCBI's taxonomy places the organism in Eukaryota, Metazoa, Arthropoda, Insecta, Orthoptera, Acrididae. Bases 1 to 384 code for a protein of 127 amino acids. The record is from RefSeq and is a predicted model, not a curated record. The transcript has 2 exons.